GGAGCGCUCGUACGCCGGCGAACUCCCUCUCAGUCCUUCCUGUCUGCCCGUGGUGACAAGUACAGCCGUUUCCGACGGCUUCUGUCUCAACAACCCCCCUCCCCUCCUCUCUCUCUCCCUCCUCCCUCGCUUCUCUUCCACCCCUCCUCCCCUCUUUCUCUGUCUCCGCUGCUUCAAUUCAACACCAAUUUCUCCCUCUCUGUCGGUCUGGUCUCGCCUCCCCUCCCCACCUCCCUCUCACUAACCAACAGAUGCCCCGGUCAGUAAUGGAGGAUUUCCUACCCGACAUGUAAAAAGCCAGCCUUGUCUUCGCCGCCGGCGACGGACCUUGCCCUCCGAUUGACAAGGGGGGGAAUAAAGGGACAACAGAACACAGCAAACAGCGAAACAACGGCGGCCAAAUAAAAACGGGUCUGCAGAAGGACGAGGAAAAUCCGGCCUAUGCACCGUGUGUGACGCCAAAAUGUCGACCAGAACGCCAUUGCCUACCGUAAAUGAGCGCGACACAGAAAAUCACACUUCUCUUGAUGGAUAUGCUGAAUCACAAAGCCAGCCCUCCAAAUCAAGUAGCAGACAAAGUCUACCACGGUGCAGGAAUUCAGUGGCAUCUACAACCGACGAGCAACCCCACAUUGGAAAUUACAGGCUGCUGAAGACUAUCGGCAAGGGAAACUUUGCAAAAGUAAAAUUAGCACGACACGUUCUAACUGGAAGGGAAGUUGCUGUUAAAAUAAUUGACAAAACACAGCUUAAUCCCACCAGUCUACAAAAGCUGCCGGGUUCACCGUGCCCAGGACUUCCCACGGUAGACUCAAGAAUCACGAAGCUCUUUCGGGAAGUAAGGAUUAUGAAAAUUUUGAAUCAUCCCAAUAUAGUGAAAUUAUUUGAAGUAAUUGAAACUGAGAAGACACUGUAUUUAAUCAUGGAGUAUGCAAGUGGGGGAGAAGUUUUUGAUUACUUAGUUGCACAUGGAAGAAUGAAAGAAAAAGAAGCAAGGGCAAAGUUUAGACAGAUUGUUUCCUCAGUAGAAUACUGUCAUCAGAAGUGUAUUGUACAUAGAGAUCUUAAGGCAGAAAAUUUGCUUCUCGAUGCAGACAUGAAUAUAAAAAUAGCAGAUUUUGGCUUUAGCAAUGAAUUUACAAUUGGUAGCAAAUUAGACACAUUUUGUGGAAGUCCACCCUAUGCAGCGCCAGAACUUUUCCAAGGAAAGAAGUACGAUGGCCCAGAAGUGGAUGUCUGGAGUCUCGGCGUCAUCCUUUACACGUUAGUUAGUGGAUCUUUACCUUUUGAUGGCCAGAAUUUAAAGGAAUUAAGGGAAAGGGUGCUGCGAGGAAAAUACCGUAUUCCUUUUUAUAUGUCAACCGACUGUGAAAACCUGCUCAAAAAACUUCUGGUAUUAAAUCCUGCCAAACGGGGCAGUUUGGAACAAAUUAUGAAGGAUCGAUGGAUGAAUGUUGGUUUUGAGGAGGAGGAAUUGAAACCAUACGGUGAACCAGAACCUGACUAUAGUGAUUCCAAUAGAAUAGAAACUAUGAUUACGAUGGGCUUCCCAAGAGAUGAAAUUACUCAGUCCCUUGUGGGACAGAAGUAUGAUGAAGUCAUGGCCUGUUAUCUAUUAUUAGGCAGGAAACCUCCAGAGUUUGAAGGCAGCGAAUCUGUAUCCAGUAGUAACCUGUGUCAAAGGUCGCGACCCAAUAGCGAUCUCAACAACAGCUCCACGCAGUCCCCUGCACAUUCGAAGGUCCAGCGCAGUACAUCAGCGAAUCAGAAACAACGACGGUUUAGUGAUCAUGCUGGUCCAUCAAUCUCAUCUGCUGUGUCAUACACCAAACGACCUCAAGCAAACAGCGUAGAAAGUGACCAGAAGGAAGAGUGGGACAAAGACAUUGCUCGCAAAUUAAGUAGCACCACUGUAGGUUCCAAGGGGGAUGUCCCUGCCAGCCCACUUUCAGGUCUAGAAAGGAAGAAAUCCUCAACAGGGCCCAAUAACAACAUGGUUCCUGGUAUGACGAGAAGAAACACUUAUGUAUGUGAACGAUCCACUGGAGAUCGAUAUUCUGCUGUGCAGAAUGGAAAAGACAGCAGUACUUCCACAUCCAUCGCAAGUCCUGCAGGAUCUUCUGGGCUACCUUCAGCACGGCCUCGACACCAGAAAUCAAUGUCAGCUUCUGGUCAUCCAAUUAAGGUCACUUUGCCUUCCAUAGAAGAUGGGAGUGAAGGUUAUCGGCCCAGCUCUGGAGCCCAAAGGGUACCUGCUGCGUCCCCGUCUGCACAUAGUAUUAGCACUACAACUCCCGAUCGAACACGCUUCCCUCGAGGUAGCUCUAGCCGAAGCACUUUUCACGGUGGCCAGUUACGGGAACGGCACACUGCAACGUACAAUGGACCACCAGCUUCACCAACACUGUCACAUGACACUGGUGCCCUGUCUCAAGCUCGAAGAGGAACUUCAACCGGUAUAAUAAGCAAGAUCACAUCCAAAUUUGCCCGCAGGGGCCCAAGUGAAGGCGAAGGUGGUGGCAGAGCAGACACUGCAAGGAGUAUGUCAGGAGAAUCAAAAGACAAAGAAAGGGAUGACAUUAAAGAUGCAAAACCAAGGUCCUUGAGGUUCACGUGGAGCAUGAAGACCACUAGUUCGAUGGAUCCCAAUGAUAUGAUGCGUGAGAUCCGAAAGGUGCUGGAUGCUAAUAACUGUGACUAUGAGCAACGAGAAAGAUUCCUUUUGUUCUGUGUUCAUGGCGAUGCGCGACAGGACAACUUAGUUCAAUGGGAAAUGGAAGUCUGCAAGUUGCCACGUUUGUCUCUAAAUGGUGUUCGUUUUAAGCGAAUAUCAGGAACAUCUAUAGCAUUCAAGAACAUUGCAUCCAAAAUUGCGAAUGAGCUGAAGUUGUGAAGAAAAACUGUAAUUAUGAGAUCAGGGAAGUUUCUGGUAUGAUAUACAGUUCACUCCUGAAUGUACUGGUAUUAUUGCUAAUGUGCGUGAGUUUGGCCACCGAUCCCACUUCCUCUCUCAUACCAAUAAACGGUUAGAAAUUACCGUCGCAAUAAGGUUAUAUAUAUUGUGAUUAUAAAUUGUAAAACCUGGAUCCGUAUGGCUUAUUGUGAAUUAGCUUUAAUGAAUUGUGAUCUUAUUUCCACAUGUACAGGUAAGUAUAUUGAGCAUUGUCACAGCUUAUGUUCAUAUAGUUGUACAAUAAAGAAUAAUACCUAACACCUACAGGUAUUGUAUAGUUGUGUCCUGAUUUAUGUACAGAAAUGCUCAUUUUAAUGUUCCAUGUGUUUUUUGAGCUUGAAGUUCUUUAGCACUAACUACAUUUUUGAGUGUUAGAUAAAUAAAGAUUUUUGACUUCAUGUUAAUGAAAGUUAAUCUCUCCCUCCUACCGUGACCCAAAACAGAAGUCAUUACGAUCUUUUAAAUUUGUGACAUGGAAGCCCAAUCUGUCUCUCCACGUUAUACUAUUGUCAUUAAUAGCACAAAAUAGCUUUUGGGAAAGUUGUCUCAGGAAUUAUCAAUCAUCUUUGAGGAUGAUAGUCCUCUUCCUUUCUUUUUGUGCUGUAUGGGACUACAAAUACCCACCAUUCACAUUUUAAAAUUUGUGUAUAAAAUAGUAAAGCUUACACAUUAAAUGGUAUGAUUUCCUGACCCUCUUGUAAUCUCAUGUACUGAAUAGUUUACCAGAUCUCCUGUAUUUAUUCCAGGACAGUAUACCUGUAAUGUGCAUUGUAAUUAUUAGGCCUUUGCCAAUUAAAGGAUUUUUUUUCCUUUAUAACUAGUGAUGUACAAUGUAAAACCACUAGUACUGGUACAUUUAAUACAUGUUUUGUACCAAAUUAACCAUGUAGGUUAAUUGUGCAAUUGUAUUUUAUGUUGUAAUUAUUGUAAUAUUAGCAUUUGACCCCGUCUGCACUCUUGUGACAAUUUGGAAAAGUAAUCAAGCUCUGUCAAUAUACAUGUUGUGAUCAGAUUGGCACUGAUUAUCAGAAGGUAAUCUAAAUCUUUGUAUGGUUGCAUAAAAAUGCAAGAACAUUAGGUUGAAGCUUUGGAUUGUAAAUACUCUGUAAUGUAGCUUUCCUGUGGCGGUUGUGUUUCAGAAUGACAUUGAUCUUGCUGCCUUAGAAGAUGCUUGGACAGUUGUACUUGCCCCUCCCCUUUAUGUUUAUUGAGAGGAGUUCAGUGCAAGGUACAUGGGUACGUUUUCAAUGGUGCACAAUAUUAAAACAAAUUUGAAAUGACUUGAA
This is a messenger RNA of Leucoraja erinaceus (little skate), 4239 nucleotides long. RefSeq names its product MAP/microtubule affinity-regulating kinase 1 (gene mark1). Lineage: Eukaryota; Metazoa; Chordata; Chondrichthyes; Rajiformes; Rajidae. The record is from RefSeq and is a predicted model, not a curated record. Gene Ontology annotation, cellular component: cytoplasm. The transcript has 19 exons. Gene Ontology annotation, molecular function: ATP binding; protein serine/threonine kinase activity; tau-protein kinase activity. Bases 464 to 2893 code for a protein of 809 amino acids. Gene Ontology annotation, biological process: protein phosphorylation; microtubule cytoskeleton organization; intracellular signal transduction.